AUGUACCUAAGCUGUCUGCAAAGGCCGUCACUCGGGGCCAUUGGAAGCCGCAUCCAUCGCCUGGUGGCCUCGUCCACUCAAGAGGCGCGCCAGCCCUCCUCCUCUCUGCCCCCAUGGCCUGUCUCAGGGCAAAGAGCGGCUAGCGAUGCCCUCACGGGCCAGCGAUGGGGAGUGCGCGACGGUCAUCACGAAGGGAAGGGAAGACGGGCGACAGACGCAAAAGACAAGAAGAGACAGCUUCACAUGACAGGUCAGCAGAAGAGGAACCGCUGCGCGAUAUGGCUUGAGCCGGGCUUUCGCACAAACUUGCCCAGCAAGCCCGUCAGCCGCAGUCCGUCGAGGCGCUGCCUAUCGUCCAUCCAUGGAGCUUGGGACUGCGCCAUAUGGGAGGCGGGUGAUGGAUGCCUAUCAUCUUUGCUCCCGCAUUUGACUUUCCGGUCCAUGGCCGCGAAUGACAAGAUGAAUCUGCCGGCGCAGACAACAUUGAACGCUACCCUCGCCGAUGUUCCCCCUCGAUACGAACCGUCAGGGAUGGUCGUCUUGACGUCCGUGUGGUCCAGAAGACACCAUGAAGCAAGACGCACGCAUGGCCGCCUUUGUUCGUCCGAGCCACAGCCAACCACAAGGCCCUGCCUGCAAGUGCGUCGGCAUGCCGCAUCUGCUCCCACCCACCCCAUCAUGCACCCUUAUGCACAAUCUCGUGCGCUAACGCAAGCAUGUGUGAAGAUGCAUGCCAUGGCGGGGACUGUCUUAUGUACGAGCUCGAGACUCCAACCUCCGACCUCUCCUCGGCAUCGCCUUGCUGGACACGCACGCACAGGUAUUACGCGCAGUUACAAUACUGCACAGUCCGCGGAUCAGUGGGUUCUAGAAAGAUGA
Messenger RNA from Trichoderma reesei QM6a, 879 nucleotides. RefSeq lists its product as uncharacterized. The transcript has 6 exons. Bases 1 to 879 code for a protein of 292 amino acids. The record is from RefSeq and is a predicted model, not a curated record. NCBI's taxonomy places the organism in Eukaryota, Fungi, Ascomycota, Sordariomycetes, Hypocreales, Hypocreaceae.